This is a messenger RNA of Trichomonas vaginalis G3, 1167 nucleotides long. RefSeq names its product glycosyltransferase family. The record is from RefSeq and is a predicted model, not a curated record. Bases 1 to 1167 code for a protein of 388 amino acids. Gene Ontology annotation, molecular function: glycosyltransferase activity. The transcript has a single exon. NCBI's taxonomy places the organism in Eukaryota, Parabasalia, Trichomonadida, Trichomonadidae.
AUGGCUUCUCAAUUUAUAACGCAUAAUCCGAAAUUUGCACUUUCAGGUUUUGGAACUGAAAUUUGGAAACACGUAGUUUUUUUCUCACCUAGACGCAAAACUGAUAAACCACUUCACAUUAAUUCCCCUGUAAUACGCUAUAUUGAUGAAACUUCUCAAGAUCAAACUCAAUAUUAUUUAUCAUUUCUGAAACCAAACAUAACAAAUGAAUUUAACAAUAAUUCUAAACGACUUAAAACAACGCACUAUAUGUUAAAAAAGGCAUAUGUCAGCUUUAAUGGCGCUGUUGGUUUUGAUUGUUAUACAAUUUUCCUCCAGACUGAUUUUGCCAAAAACGCAACAACCGCAAAGGUUGUAGGUCAUUAUCACGAAGUUGUUGUGACAGGAUAUUUAUGGGCAACUUAUAAUUUCGGACAUUCCAUUUCUGAUUUCAUUAUUCCUUUGCUUUUACUUCCUGAAUCAAUCAGAUGGAGAUCCCAUAUCAUUGUUUUCUCGAUGCCGUUUCUUUACGAUCCAUUUCUUGAUCUCCUUGGCUUCACACAAGAUCGAAGAAUAUAUUUACCAGAAAAUACAGAAAGAUACAUUGCAGCAGAUGUUCUCCACUGUUUUGCAAAUGAUACAUUUUACAUCAGCCAAUGGGGACCAAACACUUAUAGAUUUAAACGAUUUGUGCAUCAAAAGCUAGAUUUAGAUAAAAUUCCAUCAACAGAUUAUUGUUUUACAAACAGACCAAAAGGAAAAGCGAGACACAUUCAUAAUCUUGAUGAAAUAAUUAGUGCAACAAAAUCAAAGUUCCCAACAAUUGAUUGGAAAUUUGUUCGUGAUGAUCAUAAGGAACUCAUAGAAUGUGCAAAAGAUUUCAAGAAGAUUAAGUUUCUUUUUGGUCCUGUUGGAUCAAAUCUUUUUAAAUCCAUUUUUAUGGCAGAUCACACUGUUGUUAUUUGUGUCACUGCAUUUUUCCUUGAACAUCCCCUCCCAUAUUUCUGUUCAAGUUGUAAAAUAUUUGAGUUACAAUAUGAUUCAAUUACAACACAUCAUACUGGUGUUGGUUCCCCAAUUGAUGUUGAUGAUGCAUUGUUCCAUAUAGGAAAGUGUUUGAAAGUAUUAGAAACAAGAACCUGGAAAGCUUAUUCUGAAGAAGACGCUAUAAAUAGAAAUAAGGGAUGA